Achroia grisella is the source of this 1940-nucleotide messenger RNA. RefSeq names its product segmentation protein Runt-like (gene run). The transcript is spliced from 3 exons. The record is from RefSeq and is a predicted model, not a curated record. The coding region runs from base 327 to 1562 and encodes 411 amino acids. Gene Ontology annotation, biological process: regulation of DNA-templated transcription. Gene Ontology annotation, cellular component: nucleus. Lineage: Eukaryota; Metazoa; Arthropoda; Insecta; Lepidoptera; Pyralidae. Gene Ontology annotation, molecular function: RNA polymerase II cis-regulatory region sequence-specific DNA binding; DNA-binding transcription factor activity, RNA polymerase II-specific; ATP binding.
ACCCUUCGCCGCGACUUCGGUGCGCAUCGUGCGUCUUCGGCUGCGGUCUCGGCGAGUCACACAAGCCGCCCGCUUAUUUUUCCAAGCCCCCGCCCGGCGUCUUGCCGUCCGCGCCCAACAAGUGGCGUAGACGACCGCUCGCGGCUCACACGCUGUCUCGCGCUCGCACUUCGCACAACUUUCCUGAGCGCUCGGCGCCGCGAGUUUUGAAUACGAUCGCGUGUUUAUAAACUUUUCUCGAAGUGUAUAAAGAGAACAGUGGCGUGACAUAGGACUUCAGUGGCGUGUCGAGAGUCGGUGCGGUUGUUGUGGGUAGACUGGAGUCGAUGCACCUCCCGCACGCGAGCCCACCGGCCCCCAGCAUGGCGGAUGUAUACUCCCAUAUUCAUGAGUACUACCGGCAAAGUCACGGUGAACUGGUGCAGACCGGCUCCCCGGCCGUAUUGUGCUCGGUUCUACCCGGCCACUGGAGGUCGAAUAAAUCUUUACCGGUUGCUUUCAAAGUUGUGGCUUUGGAUGACGUUCAGGAUGGUACACUAGUGACGAUAAAGGCUGGCAACGACGAGAAUGUGAUGGCAGAGCUGAGGAACUGUACGGCGGUGAUGAAGAACCAGGUGGCGAAGUUUAAUGACCUCCGGUUCGUGGGUCGUAGCGGACGAGGGAAGUCGUUCUCUCUUACGAUCACGAUCAGCACAUUUCCAUCACAAGUUGCCACUUAUACAAAAGCCAUCAAAGUCACUGUGGAUGGACCUAGAGAACCUCGAACUAAACAAAAUUACGGUUAUGGUCACCCCGGAGCAUUUAGUCCCUUCCUUCUCAAUCCUGGAUGGUUAGACGCUGCCUAUCUUAAUUACGCAUGGGUGGAUUACUUUCGGCCACCACAAAUGAGAGAACAAAAUGCUUCACUUGUAAAAGGUGGAGUCACACCAAUAACAACACCUCCAGUCACGCUUCCUGGACCGGAGUUAUUCCCAUUUCCACAAGCGAUGACCAGCUUACCACCCGGAGGACUAUUACCACCCCCUGGUGCGUUUUUACCAACAAAUGGACUUCUACCAUUCCCACCACAUCCCGCAGAACUAGCAUUAAAGUCUUUACCUCCUGAGUUGUCAUUGAAAAAUGGCAUGUUACCCUACGAUGCUUUAAGACAUCUCCAAAGUAAUGUUUCUUCAAUGGAUACAUCGAGCGCUCGUCUGUCGCCUACCAGUAGUAGACAAAGUAGUCCACGGAGUAUGGGAAAUGCAAGUCCGGAUAGAUCGAAAGCUGACUCUAAAUCAGAAGUUAACUCUGUGCAUGAUGCAACUAUUUCUGAUGAAUCCGACGAGGAAACGAUCGAAGUUGUGAAAUCUGCUUUCCAUCCGACGAGACCUGCGAACGUUGAGCUACAAGAAAUGAAACGAGUACAACCAGCAGAUUCGACAGUGUCAGAUCAACCGCGUGUCCGAAAUGAACUGAAAGCUCCGUCACAACGAACGACACGUAUAUUGUCGACGAGUCCAACGUCCACUAAAAUCGCAAAUGGUACGAUAGGAACUCAUAAAUCAGUGUGGAGGCCAUAUUGACAAUGCUAGUGUUAGUGUUCAAUUUAAUUUUAAUAUCCGCCUGUGAGCGAUAUUGUUGAAAUGUGAUAAUACAAUGAGCUUGUAAAUAGUAUAGGUAGUUGUAACAGAUAUUAGAUUGUUUAUAAAAGAUAUUUAUUAUUAGAUAUAUAGCUACAAAUUAACGGUGUAGACUAGUGUUGAACAUGUAAAUUUUAAUAGCAAAUUGUUAUUUUAUUGCAAAUGUGUUCAAGCUUAUCAAUAAAUUCGAAUAAUUUUUUAUUGAGUCGAUCUACAACAUGGAGUUAGACCAUAGACCUAGUUAUAAGUUUUGAAAAUGUUUGUAAAAAUAUUCUUCUAAAAUGACUGAUUACUAUAAACAGUUUUAUGAAAGACACUGUA